Messenger RNA from Physcomitrium patens, 1158 nucleotides. RefSeq lists its product as uncharacterized. The record is from RefSeq and is a predicted model, not a curated record. Lineage: Eukaryota; Viridiplantae; Streptophyta; Bryopsida; Funariales; Funariaceae.
UCUCGCACCUAUCUAUCACGACGAUGUGAAUCAAUUUAUUCAUUUCUAACAGCAGUGACCAUCAGAACGCCACUACGUACCACCAAUCCUUGACCGUGAUUUGAACUUGGACAUGGUUGCAAUGGCAUCCUCAGCAGCACUUCGCAGUUAUGUGCUCGCACUUCUGGUGGUGAUGGCAGUAGUGCCACACAUUUCUGCACAACAGUGUAAUACAAAUCUCCUGGAAGCAGUACGCGCACAGCCUAGUCUCUCAAUUCUCGCAGAUGUUAUUGAAGCCUCGGGUCUCGCGGAGCAACUCAGCAUGACCGACAAUGUCACUGUCCUAGCACCAGACAACAAUGCCUUCAAUGGAACUGGUGGAUUACUCUCCAUCCUUGCUGCCAACAACUUGACAUUGGAGCAAGUCACUGCUCCAGGAAGUAACCGUGCGGCCAGUAUCUUGUUGUACCACAUCGUCCCCAGUCCCGCUACUGCAGCUGACCUCACGGACGGACAAACUUUGACUACCGCCCUCGGGAAAGCUUAUGAAUUGACUGUGGACAAGACUGCCACGCCCACCGUUGUCGUAUCCUUCAUCGGUGCGGGAAGUAAUGCUACGGUCAUCACCGCUGACCUUCGAGUCUGCAACUCCGUCGUCCAUAUCGUAAACACUGUGUUGCUUCCUGCCACAACUUUGACUGCAAUCCCAAUUUACAACUUGGAGCCUUCACCAUCACCAGUUGGAUCUCCCGGAAUGUCACCUGCCCCCACAGGUAACGGUGUUGUCCCAGGAUCACCUACUGCUCCCACAGCUUCAGUGCCUGGGUCUCCUCCGGAAUCCGGCGGUGCUGACUCGUCCUUCACCGCUGGGUCCGCUGUUGUCGCUCUAUCUGCUGCUGUCGCACUUGCCAUGAUCAUGUAAGCUGCGAGAUAAGCUGCACGAACAAUUUGUGCGAUUGUGCCGACUACAUUCUCAUCUAAAGCAGUGCUGCGAUUGUAGAAAGUUUUACGAAGAUUUUAUAGUUCGCCAGUUUUUUGCAAUCAUUGUUGCGAGAUUUUUUUCCCGUCCGUACAUUAGCCGAAUUUCUGUGUAGUUUUGGACAUACAAUUGUUAGUGUCAAAACAUGAUGAAAACUUCAAUUUGAAGGUAAUAAAUUUUCGGUAUAAUCUUUUCUCAUA